UACGACAUCUCUAGAUAUGGUGUCUUUGAUUCUAGUCAACUUUUCGGCGAAGUGACCGGGGCGCUGGUACAAAUGGAGAAAAUUUACAAACCGAAGUGUGCCAAAGUAAUAUCCGUUAGACAGGCUUUACAUGAAUUUCGAGAAGAAUUGUUCCCAGGUGGAUGGGGCCAAGUUCCAAAAUCCGAAAAUGAAAUUGCAAAUGCCAUGGAUUUUAUUGGUACGGAACAUCAGUUUAAUGAACUUUUACAGGCUGUAGAUUUAGAACGUCAUCUAACUAGUACAAAAGAUAUUCGCAUUUCGUCGUUUCAUCCAGCGCGUGUUCAAAACGUUCAAAAACCAAUUGAGAUACCAGAAAAGGCGUCCCGUUUCAGUUGUGUCCAAAAUGCCGUAAAAAUUACCGGUAAACUUCGCAAAAAUCUAGAUUCUAAAAUUCGCUACAAUAAGCACAAAUAUUCGUGUAUCACCAAAACUGAUGAACCGGAUCUCGAACCGUACAAGGAGAUGUUACUUAAGAUACGAUUCUACGAGCCUUUCAAAUACAAACCUGGCAUGCGUUUGGGCCAUCCCAAAUUUCAUCAGGAGUUUUACGUUCUGGGAUCGCAAUUACUAACCGAAUUGCGAGAUAAAAUAUACUGUCAGUGUGAUUUAGGUCCGUUUUUUGAUAUUAGUAUGAGCCCUCAUACCGAUUCGUUCAAUACGAAUGACGAAUCACGAUCAAAUGCCGGAUUUUUCUUUAUUCAUGAUACGUUUUAUAAUGAUUUAAGAAACCAUGAGUUGGAUUAUUCUGAAGUAAUACGAAACUGGGCAGAACGACAAAAAAAUAUUGGGAUGCUGAAAUCUCAAAAUAUGGAGAAAACAAAGUUUGAAGAUAUAAUUUUUCGAUUAGGCUAUCCACAGGUUUAUCAACAUCACGGAAAUUGUGAACACAUUUUCGUUAUUUCAGACUGCAGGCUAGUCGCGACUUCAGAUGUAUUAGCUCGCAAACGAUAUCCAAUUUUAAACUCGUAUGCGUUCCCUAGGUCAAUACCGUGCAACAUUUGUGGUCACUGCGAAGCAAAUUAUAUUGUUAAAAAUAGUGAUCAGCACAUAUUUGAUCCGGCCUACAUAUGUCAAGUUUGUUUUCAGUCGUAUCAUUACAAAGACGGAAAGAAAAUAGGAGAAUUUGAAGCAUUUCGCUUUCUAGGUACAAAAAUCGCUGUUAAAGAAGAAGAAAUCGAACAAUUGUAUUUGAAUUUUAUAUCUUUAUUCGAAAUGGCCUCUAGACGAACAAUUCAGGUAGGUUUCUGUUUUUCCAGCUGUGCGCGUAAUUGAAGGCUAAAGUCAUCUUCUACGUUGUCGUCAUCCCAAUUAUCUUCCCAUACACUAAGCUCCUCUUCGUCUUCUUUGUUCCCGGCCCAA
Molecule: messenger RNA, 1398 nt
Organism: Malaya genurostris
Lineage: Eukaryota; Metazoa; Arthropoda; Insecta; Diptera; Culicidae
Gene: Pbp49
Product: snRNA-activating protein complex subunit 3
Exons: 2
Coding region: 73-1311 (412 amino acids)
Biological process (GO): snRNA transcription by RNA polymerase II; snRNA transcription by RNA polymerase III
Cellular component (GO): snRNA-activating protein complex
Molecular function (GO): core promoter sequence-specific DNA binding; RNA polymerase III type 3 promoter sequence-specific DNA binding; RNA polymerase II cis-regulatory region sequence-specific DNA binding
Source: RefSeq, a predicted model, not a curated record